This is a messenger RNA of Homo sapiens (human), 1175 nucleotides long. RefSeq names its product defensin beta 118 (gene DEFB118). The transcript is spliced from 2 exons. The coding region runs from base 51 to 422 and encodes 123 amino acids. Gene Ontology annotation, cellular component: extracellular region. Gene Ontology annotation, biological process: innate immune response; defense response to Gram-negative bacterium. The record is from RefSeq and is marked reviewed. NCBI's taxonomy places the organism in Eukaryota, Metazoa, Chordata, Mammalia, Primates, Hominidae.
ACACAGUAUUCUGAACUCCUGGAUCUACCACCUCCUGCUUCCCAAGGACCAUGAAACUCCUGCUGCUGGCUCUUCCUAUGCUUGUGCUCCUACCCCAAGUGAUCCCAGCCUAUAGUGGUGAAAAAAAAUGCUGGAACAGAUCAGGGCACUGCAGGAAACAAUGCAAAGAUGGAGAAGCAGUGAAAGAUACAUGCAAAAAUCUUCGAGCUUGCUGCAUUCCAUCCAAUGAAGACCACAGGCGAGUUCCUGCGACAUCUCCCACACCCUUGAGUGACUCAACACCAGGAAUUAUUGAUGAUAUUUUAACAGUAAGGUUCACGACAGACUACUUUGAAGUAAGCAGCAAGAAAGAUAUGGUUGAAGAGUCUGAGGCGGGAAGGGGAACUGAGACCUCUCUUCCAAAUGUUCACCAUAGCUCAUGACUUCCUCUCGGCUAUCACUCACCCCUGUCCUCAGAGUGAUAAACUAAGUCACAUACAGAUAAAGCACUGAAAACACCACAGUGACCCUCCCACCCCCCACCAAUAUGUAAUUCUAUUAAUAGAAACAGCUGUGUAAAGAAGUCUAAAAUUUUCACUAUUUCCAAUGAUAAACUCUUCAGUGCUCUUCUUGAAAUGUCACAUUAUUUCCACAACAAGUUAUAACCUAUUUUUAGUAUUUCUUGUUUGCUAGUGACCUAUGCACAACUUCAAUAGCUUAGUUAGCUAUUCCAACAACAAUUUCUUCAUGUAUCGUUCUGUCUUCUCAACAGCUGUCUUCAUGGCAGCAUAAGUGGUCAUGAUCAAAAUUCUAAAUCUUUGCAUCUGUGAGAGUAGCUACUAUGACACUAAAAGCUUUUUUUCUAGAACAGGAGACACUUCAGGUGAAAGCAUUCAUUCUCCUACUAACUAUGGCCUUGGAGCCAGGUUUUAUCUCUCACUGUAGGAAAUUGGCCGCCCCAGGUGUGAGCUAUGAAGACUCCUUUUUGCCCCAGUGGCUUUGGGGUUGAAAUGCUGUCGAAAAGCUUUUAUGGCUCUGUAGACCCAUCUUUUUGACCAAGCCUUGAUCACACAUGGACAUCCAAGGGUAAUCAUGGACCCCCAAUUGUGGGUGAAAGGAUGGAUCAUUUAUCUACCUGAUUACUGAGAGCUUUAUUUGUCUCCCUCUGAUAGCAAAAAAAAAAAAAAAAAAAAAAA